This is a messenger RNA of Callithrix jacchus (white-tufted-ear marmoset), 3113 nucleotides long. RefSeq names its product TNF receptor superfamily member 10a (gene TNFRSF10A). Lineage: Eukaryota; Metazoa; Chordata; Mammalia; Primates; Cebidae. Gene Ontology annotation, cellular component: plasma membrane; cell surface. Gene Ontology annotation, biological process: positive regulation of apoptotic process; TRAIL-activated apoptotic signaling pathway. Gene Ontology annotation, molecular function: TRAIL binding. The record is from RefSeq and is a predicted model, not a curated record.
AUGAGACAGCCGGGACCCUGCGCCCAGGCUCCCUCGAGGGCCCGGGCAGGGCGCGCCCCAGGACCCAGGCGGGCGCGAGGAGCGAGGCCCCGGCUCCGAGUCCCCCAGAUUUUCUUCUCCGUCGUCGUCGUCGGGGUCUUGCUGUGGGCUGUACCUGCCUCAGCUGUAACCAUCAAACGUGAUGAUCAAUUACCUGCCUCACAGCAAUGGAAACAUAGCCCUCCGGGAGAAGUGUGCCCACCAGAAUAUUUCCAAUUAGAACCCAGUGGAGAUUGUAACCAGUACAUGGCUGGUGGAGGUUACCCCAAUGAGUCCAACAACUUGCCUUCUUGCUGCCCAUGUAGAGUUUGUAAAUCAGAUGAAGAAGAGCUAAGUCCCUGCACCACGACCAGGAACAGAGUGUGUCAGUGCAACCCAGGCACCUUCCGGGAAGAAGAUUCCCCUGAGAUGUGUCGUAAAUGCAGCGUACGGUGCCCCAGUGGGAUGGUUCCAGUCAGUGAUUGUACGCCACAGAGUGACAUCAGCUGUGAAGAAAAAUCAGGUACAAAGCCCACUGGGGAAGCCCCAGCUGCGGAGGAGACAGUGCCUGCCAGCCUGGGAACUCCUGUCUUCUCCUGUCUUUUCUCAGGCAAUGGACCUGAUGCAUGGAUGAUUUUACUCAUAGUUGUGUUGCCUCUGUUUGUGCCCAUACUGAUUAUCUAUUGGUGCAUCCGCUCAGGUCGUGGAAGAGACUCCCGGUGCAUGGACAGCGUCCGUUCUUUCUGCUGGUGGCCUCUACGAGGGCCUGAGGCUAAGGACAAUGAUCACAACGAGAUUCUGAGCAAUGCAGACUCGAUGUCCACUUUAGCUUCUGAGGAGCCAGUGGAAAGCCAGGAGCCGGCAGAUUUGACAGAUGUCAUUGUACAGUCCCCCGGGGAGGCACAGUCUCUGCUGAGACUGGCAGAAAAUAAAGGGUCUCAGAGGACAAGGCUGCUGGUUCUCCCAAAUGGCGCUGACCCCACUGAGGAUCUCUUGCCACUCAGUAUUCCAUGGAAGAAGGCAAAGGGGAGCCAGCACAUCACAUGGUGAGAGGGAGCAAGAGAGAGGUGAGAGGUCCCAGACUCCUUGAAGCAACCAGCUCUCAAGUGAACUCAUAGAUGAAGAACUCAUUCACUGCUGUGGGGAGGGCAGUAAGCCAUUCAUGAGGGUUCUUCCCCCAUGAUCUGAACACCUUCACCAGGCUCGUCUCCAACAUUGGAGAUCAUAUUUCAAUAUGAAACUUGGAGGGGACACAUUCCAAAUUGUGUCAGGCAAUAUGGCUGCAUAGAAUAUUAGCCUCUAUUUUGCCAGGUGGUGCAAAGCACAACCCACACCCAUCAGGUCCAUAAGCAAAUGGACAGAAAUGUCUCAACACAUAGUCUCAGUUUCUGGCUUAGGAGUUAUUGCUGCUUCCAACACUUGUAGUCCCGGUCCUGUGGCCACUGCACCAGGUGGCAGGUGGGAGGAGAGGAGAAUUGAGGUAACACGGUGAAGACAAAAAUGGCAGUCAUUGGCCAGGCGCGGUGGCUCACAUAGGUAAUAACAGCACUUAUGGGAGUCCAAGGCAGGUAGAUCACCCGAGGUCAGUAGUUCAAGACUAGCCUGACCAACACAGUGAAACCCUGUCUCUGCUAAAAAUACAAAAGUGAGCUGGGCAUGGUGGCGGGGGCCUGUAGUCCCAGCUACUUGGGAUGCUGAGGCAGGAGAAUCACUUGAACUCAGGAGGCAGAUGUUGCAGUGAGCUGAGAUCGUGCCACUGCACUCCAGCCUGGGUAACAGAGUGAGACUGUCUCAGAAAAAAACCAACAACACCAUCACCAAAAUGACAGUCAUUAUACUGGCAUCCUCCCCACCCCCUCAUCCCCAGAUCCACUGGAAAAUGACAGAAAGGCCAGCAGGGACACUCCUUCAGCCCCACUCGUGUGGAGUGGGGCACACACCGGUGAAGGAGUGGAAGCCAGCCCUUCAUGCCUUGAUUUCCCCCUAUUUUAGAUUUGUUUCAGUUGACUGUUCUGCUUCCUCAUCAAAUUAUCACUCUAAGAAGGAUACCUCUCAGCCCAUUGCUAAACAUUCUGCGCUUGCUGUAGGGCGUGCUUCUUGGUCUAUGGAAGUGUGACGUGGUGGUCCAAACUAGAAUAAUCCCAUUUUUCUAUUAAUAGUUCUUUUCUAUUAAUAACACUCUGGGGCCAGGUGCAGUGGCUCACAUCUGUAAUCCUAACACAUUUGGAGGCCGAGGUGGGUGGAUUCUUGGAGCUCAGGAGUUCGAGACCAGCCUGGGCAACUUGAUGAAUCCCACCUAGCCUAUUUGGCUUUGCCUUCUUCCAUCAGAGGGGUGGCCUUCUAAAGAGGAUGUUGUCCAUUCACUGAGGAACGACUGUCUACAAACUCAGUAGCUCUUGGUCAGUCAGUAAAGAGCUGUUUAUGGGGCACUGUCCAAGUGACUGUAGAAUCCAGCAGCUCAUUCCCCAGUUCCAGAGUUAGUCGGAGGGAAAAAGAGGCUCCCUGCUCAUGAGUGUCUCCUCCUUGCCUUCCUCAGACAAGAAACCAUUUCCAUUUUAUAACAGAACUCUUUUGGGACUGCCCUCCCCGUUAGAGCAUUUCCAAGAUCACUGAAGACAUCAUGUGUAUUUCAGGUUUCAAGAUUAUUUUGUCCCUCACUCACAGGGGAGCCUCAGUUAGUGUUCUGCUGCAAGCUAGGAUGUGCCUCUCAAAUGCAAACCUGAGUCUACAGCCCCAGGUCCUGGGAGGUGCUCACAGCCUUUUGCCAUUAGCCCCGGUCAGCGCUCCAGGUGGGGCACAGAAAAUGUGUUGUUAGCUGCCCUCCCGUUUCUAGUCUACACUGUGUGCUCCACCCUCCAGGGCCAAGGGGCCUGAGCUGCUCUGAAGACCUUCCUGCGGGCCCUGGUGGCUCUGGUUAAUGCUGUCAGUCUUCCUGAAGCCCUUGUCCUCUCACCCCCUGCCUGGAUCCAUACCAGCACACAUUCCUGACCACACACAUUCCUCAGUGCCUGUGCCCUGGCACACGUUUCUGGUCCUAACUCAGUGUCUCGGGCCUGGCAGAUGCCCAGGGUGCUCCAUUGCUCAAAUCCUGUGGA